Messenger RNA from Daphnia pulicaria, 1032 nucleotides. RefSeq lists its product as uncharacterized. The record is from RefSeq and is a predicted model, not a curated record. The transcript has 3 exons. Lineage: Eukaryota; Metazoa; Arthropoda; Branchiopoda; Diplostraca; Daphniidae. Bases 1 to 1032 code for a protein of 343 amino acids.
AUGUCUUAUUCAAAUAUUUUUAAAGUUACGUUAACUCUUUAUUCGCUAAUGGGGACAUUGCAGGCUCUUCCGUGUGCUAAUCCUUUACAAAAGAUGGUCAUCGAAAUCCGAUCGCCGUUUACCGAAGGACUCACCCAUCUCGAGAAUUUGUUUGACAUGGUUAUGAAUUGCGAUGACGAUGCUGGUGCUGGUGGCCAUCAAAACACGGAAAAGCCAAUCGUCGCCUACGCACCGAUGCAGAGAGCCAUUCGUUGGACGUUCGACUCUAUGAGCGACUCGGAGCUCUUGACACAAAAACAUUUGAAACGAUACGAGACAAAAGUCUUGGCUCUGGCGGAGGAUAUUGCCGACAAAGAGAAACGAAUCGUCAAGGAGAAAAUGUCAUUGGAGAGUUUGAAAAUCGAGCUGUCCGACCGAAAGAAGCGAAUUGAAAUCCUUCGUAAAGAAGUUUCGAAUGUUGAAGCGAAACUUGGACAAUCCGAAGACAGAGCCCGACGGGCCCGAAACGAAGUCUCUAGACGGAAGAGAAAUAGGAUCGGAUUGAUAUUUGCAACCAUUUUUACAUUUGGACUGGCAUCUCCUGCUCUCGCCAUCAACGAAGGAGAAUUGCAAAAGGCUGAAAGAGACCGUGACGCUCAUCAGAGUAACGCCAACGAGCGUCGUCAAACGUUAGUCAAAUUCGAAAGCAAUUUACGUGAUAUUUCACUCCGCCAACGGGUCACGGAGCAGUCAAUCGUGGGGACGGAAGCCAGUCUCACCUCGGUUCGAUUUGUCCUCGAUAAAUUGAAGAGCAAAGACCCGGCCAUGAGGGGAUUUGGGGAUAAGAUUCGGAACAUCACAACCUAUCUCACUGUUUUUCAGGGACAGGUGGAAGUGAUUUAUUCCCAGCAAAAAUUAUUGAUCCUCUUUGAGCCGCUUCUGAAAUCAAUCGACGACCUUGUCUUGUUUUUGGAAUCCAACGAUGAGACAACGUCUCUGUUGGCUGAAAAGAAUAUCGUUGAUAAAAUACGGAAAUACAUGAAGAAGAAUUGA